GGAACACAGCCUUAAACGCUCCAGCUCAUGCUCUUGCACCCGCACUCGUCGGCGGUGACCUAAGCUAGACCACCGAAAAGGUGAUUUAUCUGGAGAGAGAGAGAGAGAGAGAGGCGCAGAGGACGGAGACGAUGACUCAAAGUGGUGCACUUUCAGCAAUCAGUCCCAUGGAAUCUGCUAAUUACCGAAAAGGUAAUCAUCUCUCUCUACCACCACACCCUUCAUCGUGCUCCCUUCCCACUGGGACUGUAAAUCUGUUUCGUUGUUGCUCUAACACUAGAAACCCUAGUUGUUCUCCUCCUUCUGCUACUUUCACCAGUCAACAAAAACACCAACCGAGAAUAAAGCUAGAUGGACUCCAACAAGCUGAACAGUUUCUGAACCAGUUGUCCCAAAUGCGACCUUUGCCACCGGUACGUGUAAUAAAUAAAGCGUUAUCGAUGAUUGCGAAAGCGGGACGUUACACCGAGGCUCUUUCUCAUUUUGACAAUUUGCAGUUUCUGGGCAUUCGGGUUGAUAUUUAUUGCCUCAACAUUGCAAUUAACUGUUUCUGUCGCGUGAAUCAAGUUGGUUUUGGGUUCUCUCUUUUAGGCGGCAUCUUUAAACGCGGUGAUAAACCUGAUGUAACUACCUUCACCACCCUGAUGAACGGAUUUAUUUUAGAAGAUAAAACUAAUGACGCGUUCGAGUUAUUCGAGAAGUUAAUGAGAAAGAGAGAAAUUGAACCAAAUGUGUAUAUGUAUCAAACAAUUGUUUAUGGGCUUUGCAAAGGUGCAAAUGCUGGAACGGGUAUCAGCAUGGUGGAUGAUGCUAUGAACCUUUUAUGCGGGAUGAAAGAAAAAGGAAUUCACCCAAAUGGUGGUAUUUAUAUCAAUAUAAUUCGUUGUCUAUGUGACUCGUGCCGGUGGGAGGAGGCUACGUCACUUUUAAUAGAAAUGAGUAAGAGAGAAAUUGAACCGAUUGUCGUUCCAUAUGGAAUGAUUGUCAAUGGCCUUUGCAAAACGGGGAACACGAGCAUGGCUAUUCGGUUGCUUAGGACAUUGGAAGAGGGAGGGUUUAAAUCUGACGUCAAAGGGUAUAGCAUGAUCAUUGACCGUCUUUGCAAGGAUGGGAUGGUAGAUGACUCCAUGAACUUCUUAUUAGAAAUGAAUGGGAAAGGUAUCCAUCCAAAUGUUGUCACUUAUACGUCUUUGAUUCAUGGCCUCUACAAUUGUGGCAAGUGGGAGGAGGCUCGAGAAAUGCUGAGAGAAAUGUUCGAUAGUGGUGUUUCACCAAAUGUUUGUACAUUCACUGUGCUUGUGGAUGCCCUUACCGAUAAAGGAAUGGCAAGAGAAGCAGAGGAGGUACUUGAAUUCAUGAUAGAAAGAGGUGUGGAUCCUGACGUCGUCAUAUACAGUGCUGUAAUGCAAGGGUAUGGUGUCCAAGGCCGAAUGGAUGAAGCAAAGAGAGUGUUUGAUACCAUGGUGAAUAGGGGCCUCCAGCCUAACAUCAUCAGCUAUAACAUUCUAAUCUAUGGGUAUUGCGAGAACAUGAACUUAGACGAGGCCAUCAAUUUCUUCCGAGAAAUCCCUCAAAGGGGUUUGAAGCCUGACCUUGUAACUUUUACCUCUAUGUUCAAGGGUCUCUUUCGGGUUGGUGAAUAUGCAGUUGCUCAAGAACUACUGAAUGAGAUGGAACUUGCCGGCCUAACUCCCAGUGACAAAACUUAUGGUAUGUUGUUGGAUGGGCUUUGCAAGACCGGGCAUAUUGAUGAAGCAUUGUUGUUAUUUCACAUGAUUGAAAACAGAGGUUGUCUCAAUGUCGUUAUGUACAAUAUCCUCAUUGAUGCAUUAUGCAAGAAUAAGAAACUUGAUAAUGCAAGGGAUCUUUUUAUUAAACUUUCUUCCCAGGGGUUACAACCUGAUUUUAUUACAUAUGAUAUCAUGAUACGUGGUCUUCGCCAAGAAGGAUUUUUCGAUGAAGCUAAAGAGUUGUCUGUGAAAAUGGAGCAGAAUGGUUUCUUGCCUGAUAUUGGUGAUUACAAGUCUAUCAUAUGAGGUUUUGUUAACAACAGAACUUCUAUCAGGCUCUGUUACUUGUUGAGGAAGCGGUUGCAUCUACUUUUUACAUGAUUAAGGACUUAAAUCUUAACUGAAGGAUGGGCUCUUGCUCUUCAAGAAGUGAUAACGAAGUUCAUGCCAAGGAUAGACGUGGAGCUGUGAAGUAUCUAUGAAGUACGGACACCUCGCUGGAGGUCAACUACCUCCGGUAUUGGAAGCUUGUCUGACACCAACCCUCGCCGGACACUCUCAGGACAAGUGUUCAACAUUCAAAGUAAUGCUUGUGGAAUUCACCGCAUCAUUUCGGUUCUCAAAAGUCUUAUUCAAAAACUUUUAUGCACAAAGUUUUUCUUUAGCCCUGAAUUCAGACCUGGCUUCUUUCAUCUAGGGUCCAGCAGCAACUUAAAUUUGGGUGUGUCAUCUACACAAAGGAAUCCCGAACCAUAAUUGGUGACCUUAGCAAUGGAUUAUAACAUUCUGGAUUCAUUUCCGUACUAGCGAUCGGCACGUAUCGGCAUCGUUUGGCCUAAAUUUUGUUGGAAAGGAAAUUAGCCAUCUUUAUCCUGUAUAUUUCUUCGGAACUGUAUGCAAUGCUGAAGGAAACGAUAAAUGGCAAGAAACAGGAAAUGUUUGCUACAAAUGCAACGCCCGAAGUGUCUUUUUAUGUGGUCUAACACAAGUGCUAUCUAUUUGUUCUUUUUCAGAAGGCAGGCAAGUUAUUGUCUCAUGAGAUUCUGAAUUCC
Molecule: messenger RNA, 2782 nt
Organism: Rhododendron vialii
Lineage: Eukaryota; Viridiplantae; Streptophyta; Magnoliopsida; Ericales; Ericaceae
Product: pentatricopeptide repeat-containing protein At1g63330-like
Exons: 4
Coding region: 132-2036 (634 amino acids)
Molecular function (GO): protein binding
Source: RefSeq, a predicted model, not a curated record